UCUCGAAUUUCUUGUCUGGCCCUUGAGCUACUGAACAAUUUUGUUUUUGAUCGUCCUAUCCAAUUCUGACUGCCUGCAAAUAUGAGCAAUGCGUUCGGUAAAUGAUUUCACAAUAUUUUGAGAGCUGCGUUUUGAUUCAAAUUACGGAUUGUUCGGUUACUCUUAACUUUAUCGAACGCUCAGCGGUUUAGACUUCGAUAAAAAAAUAAUUGACAAUAUGCUAAAAAAUACAAAAAUUCAUUGGGUAUAUUUGUUUUUUUUUAGUGAGGUGAUCAGUUUUGUCCGUCACUGUUUCUCUUUCUUAUCUAAAAGACUUUCUGUCGUGACCAUGACAAAAAAUUUGGAUGAUUAGAGCAAUACUUUCGAUCACGCCUUGGCAUCUAUUCAAAACAGCGGAGUUGUUUUUUCGUAGAACUAAAAAUAACUACAGAGCUCUAUCUGCAAAAAGCACACUAUUGAAAAUUUCAAUAAUGGCUCAACCAAUCGGUACUACUGGGGGUGAUAGUGGAGAUUUAGAUGAAAACCUGUUCAUAAACCCGUCCGACGGCCUUCCGAAUGAGCACCCGGCUUUGCCUAGUGCCUACGACUCGGACAACGAAUCCAAUCCAGUAGACGACGAUCUGCUGGAAGAUUUACCGACGUCAAUUAUCGUUACCAACAUCCACUCUGAAGUAUUUACCAGUGACGAGUUGAAAGCUCGUAUGGAAGAGCUGUUCAAGACUUUUUCGGAGAAUACCACAUUUCAGUGGCUGAAAAGCUUUCGACGGCUACGGGUAAAUUACGAUACCGCCAUUGCAGCAGCUAAUGCUCGCAUCCAGCUGCAUCAAUAUCCCUUUGGAAAUUCCAUCAUUACCUGCUACUUGGCCCAACCGGUGACUCCGGUUUCCAACACCAAUCUUAAGCCUCCGGCUCCAGUCAAACAGUUUCUUAUAUCACCACCGGCAUCCCCUCCAGCUGGCUGGGAACCGGCCGAAGAAAAUGAGCCCCUGGUCAAUCACGACCUGCUGGCCGCAUUGGCCAGUUUGACCCCGGGAGAGAUUCACGAAAUUCACGCCCAAUCCGAAAGUCAUCCCGGUAUUGUGCUACACACGGCUCACGGAGGUGCUGCAGACGACGAAUUGAACAAUCGGUCGUCCGGCGGAAGCAGCUUCGACGAGGAUGACGAUGGCAGUGGUAUCCCACGUAAAGGUCGAAUCGUACAAACCCGUUGUCCAGAGCGACAGAAUUCCACCUAAAGCGGUACUUCGGGCGAAGCUCGACAGUUUAGAUAAUAUUUGUGAUUUUAAUGAUGUAACUUCUUUUGUUAGAUGUUUUUAACGUUUAGUAUCGUCCGAUAGCAAUGUUUUACUUUUGUUGGUGCAGCAGUUAGGUUAAAUGUGUGUUAAAAUAGUGCUCAUGAGGAAGUUCAUAUUAUUUUUGUAAAUAAUGAAUCAUUGUAAAUAAACACAAUUGUUUCGGUACUAAUUUCAUUCGGUUUGCUACAGUGAUAAAUGCCUUGAUUAUAUCAUAUCGUGAAAAUAUUUUUUUGAUUUAUUCAUCUUCUUCACGAUUUCAGUUUCUAUCAAUUAAAAAAAAAGUUUGAAAUGUUCUUACAAAAAAACCUAUAACAAAUUAUCAACCCUAUUCAAUAAAUUAGUUGAACACCGAAAUUUAGAAUCCAUAAUACGUAGAUCACAAAUACAGCAAAUAAGUGGGUGUUGGUCGGUGGGCUUGAACAAAUGUCCACAAAUAAGUGCUAAAUUGAAAGCAUACACGUGUGGUGCUUUGAGCUUCCAAGAUUCCAUAUAUUCUAGUGGAAAUUAAAGCAAUGGAUAAAAACUUAUAGUUUCACAAUUAAGUUGAUACAUAUAAAUUCAUUCAACCCUAACUACUCAUCAAGCUUGUAUGACAAAGACAAUAAAGAUACGGAGCUUAAACAUAGUUGAAUCUAUUCUAUAGCUGAGGUUAUUUGAAUCGAAUGUAAUUUGCAAUUAUACCGUGUUGUUUUUCCAUAAGGGCUUAUCUGCAUUCAUCGAUUUCUCUUCAUCGUUGCUCUCUUUGCGCUAUUGCCGCAAACUGAUUAUCUUUUCCUACCAUAUGUUUGUGCUGUAGGAUGAAGAAUCACUAUAUCUUGCUUCAUUAACAAGAAAUAUUACAGAUUUAUCUAAUUUAGCGAAGUUGUUAGCGAAAGAGAGGAUCGAUGAAGAGAAAUCUCUCAUGUCAGAUAGGCCCUAUUGAAGUAACAGCACAGAUAUGUCCAAUAUAAGCUUUCUUAAUUAUGUUACAAGAACCAUUAUAUUUUUUGUAUGAUUGUUAUCUAGCACCAAAUUUGUAGUAAAAACUUACACAAAUCAAACUAAAGUAUACUUUAAAAUGUGUUCAACAACUAGAUUGUCCCAAAAAAGUUAUAACCUUUCAAUUUUUGAUAGAUGUAAUUAUCACCUUUUCUAUUUAGUAUUUUUAUCAACAGGAAUACAAUAUAAUGAAGUUAUUACGCAAAUGUUGGGAAAGUGAGUUAUUUUUGGGAUUCAAAAAGAAGAAUCUGAGUUAGGACAACACCGUAUGUAUUUUUUUCAAAUUUGAGUGAAUUUUAACUAGGAUAAAAUACUCAUUUCGCACUUUUGUUUUUGUUUCUCUACUCAUUUCUUUUUUUUCAAUCGUCUUGUUACUUUUAUGCUAAUACAUAUUUGAUAAUAAAAGUGUCAUACAACUUGUAUGGAGUGAUCAAGUGUUGGAAAGUUUAUUGAGUCAUGAAGUUAUAAAUGCAGUUUUGCAUUCAGAAAACACAAUGGAUUGAUGCUAAAUUUGAACUUUUUUGACCACAAAAAUCGUCCCGUGCAUCAACACCCACUUGAUUCGAACUGCGUUGGGAAAACUGUAGCUAUAAUCUGCCUAGUAUAAAACUCUCAUCUGAAACCUAAUCUGGCAAGGCUGGCUGAAACCUAUCCUUUAUGUAAUCGAAACGUAAGAAAUCAAAGUGAGACUCGGUAGUUGUGAAAGGAAUCUCGUACAUGCGUCUAGAGCAUUGUGUAAGCUUUAGUAAUGAAAGAAAUAAAGUAGAAACACCUUAUAGGAUGGCAAACUAAAACGAAAGUAAAAUGAAUUAAUUUAUAAGCGAAGUGUAGACGAAGAGAUGCAAUGGACAGUAAGUCGACUGUGACAAGUGAAAGUGGAAGAAACGGGAAAUGAAGAAUAACACUAAAUGUGAAAUCCUAAUAAAGUUGUAACAAGUAAAAUGCAAAAGACUAUUUUUAGGAAAAAAUCAAUAGAGAAUGAAACUGACAAGUGUUAAUGAGUUUUAAUUUAUUGAACGAUAUAUACCGUGUACUUGUCAAUAAAAUUUGAAUAGAUUUAA
Aedes aegypti (yellow fever mosquito) is the source of this 3334-nucleotide messenger RNA. It is a transcript of the gene sra, whose product is annotated as protein sarah. The record is from RefSeq and is a predicted model, not a curated record. NCBI's taxonomy places the organism in Eukaryota, Metazoa, Arthropoda, Insecta, Diptera, Culicidae. Gene Ontology annotation, cellular component: cytoplasm; nucleus. The coding region runs from base 345 to 1235 and encodes 296 amino acids. Gene Ontology annotation, molecular function: nucleic acid binding; calcium-dependent protein serine/threonine phosphatase regulator activity. The transcript is spliced from 2 exons. Gene Ontology annotation, biological process: calcium-mediated signaling.